Emiliania huxleyi CCMP1516 is the source of this 553-nucleotide messenger RNA. RefSeq lists its product as hypothetical. The record is from RefSeq and is a predicted model, not a curated record. NCBI's taxonomy places the organism in Eukaryota, Haptophyta, Isochrysidales, Noelaerhabdaceae. The coding region runs from base 261 to 500 and encodes 79 amino acids. The transcript has 3 exons.
GCGUUCGCCUUUGGAGUCGAGACCCUCCCGACGCCACUCACCCUCCUCGGCGGUGCGCUCAUCAUCGCCGGCUCCGGCCUCAUCGUCGCCGAGGAGCAGAUCCCCGCCCGAGAUGAGCCGAGACUAGCCGAGAUUGACCGAGAUUGGCCGAGAUUGGCCGAGAUUGGCCGAGAUUGACCGAGAUCGACUCCGCGAGAGGAGCGGAUUCGGCACGUCCCGUCAUCUCUCUCCUUCUCCUGCACUAGGCGCGGACACGCGAGAUGACGGUCGACCUCGGGCCGGCGCCUCACGUGCCGGUCAGCCCGAUCGAGCCCGCGCCCGCGACGCCGCAGCCCACGCAACCCAGCUCGACGCUCGCGUCCGGAGGCAGGGGCGGCAAGAUGGGCUGGCCGAAGCCCGCGCCGAAGCCGCCCCGUGCGCCGCUGCCGGCCAUUCCCAGCGAGUCGCUGCUGCCGCAGUAUGCAAAGUCGCCACAGCCGCCGCGCGCCGCUAGAACGUAGAAAGCGCGGACGCGUCGUCGCCGUGUUUAAAUAGAUAGCAGGUAAAGAAAAAA